Messenger RNA from Euleptes europaea (tarantolino), 2550 nucleotides. RefSeq names its product vomeronasal type-2 receptor 26-like. The record is from RefSeq and is a predicted model, not a curated record. The transcript has 6 exons. The coding region runs from base 1 to 2550 and encodes 849 amino acids. NCBI's taxonomy places the organism in Eukaryota, Metazoa, Chordata, Lepidosauria, Squamata, Sphaerodactylidae. Gene Ontology annotation, cellular component: membrane. Gene Ontology annotation, biological process: G protein-coupled receptor signaling pathway. Gene Ontology annotation, molecular function: G protein-coupled receptor activity.
AUGGACCCCCACCAGACUCCAUUUGAGUAUAGUCAGGCUGGGGACCUAAUUGUCGGAGCAAUUGUUUCUGUAGUUAGCAGCAUGUUUGAUGAAAUAUCUUUCGAGGAAUAUCCAGAAAUGAAGGCUUCAGACGAACACAUCUCCACACCAAAGGCCUACCAGCAGGUUCUGUCCUUGGUAUUUGCUGUGAAUGAAAUCAAUGAAAAUCCCAAGGUUUUAGCAAACAUCAGCCUUGGGUUCUAUAUAUGUGACAGCUACUUCAAUACAAGGAUGGCCUAUCAGAACACCAUGAAACUUCUAUCUGCAUGGAAUAAGAUUGUUGCCAAUUACAACUGUGACAAGUCAAAGAAUCUGAUAGCUGUCAUUGGUGGAAUUGACUCUGAAAUCUCACUUCAAAUGGCAAAUAUCCUAGGCGUCUACAAGAUUCCACAGAUUGCCUACUGCAUCUUUGUUCCAAUGGUAAAUGCCAAAACUCAGCUGCCUUCUUUCUACCGGAUGGUCCCCAAUGAAGCACUGCAGUACACAGGGAUUGUCCAACUCCUUUUGCAUUUUCAGUGGACAUGGGUUGGGAUCAUGGCAGCAGAUGAUGAUCGGGGAGAAACAUUUGUGCAGACCAUGAAACCAAUGCUUUUCUUGUACGGCGUCUGCGUAGCAUUUACGGCAAAAAUACCAAUCAUGUUCUAUACUGUGAACCUGAUUGGAUAUUUAAGAAGCAUGAAGACUGUUACCUUUUCACUAAUGGAAUCCUCAAUCAAAGUAUUUGUUGUAAACUCAGACCAUAAGACAAUGUCCUGUUUCAAGUGGCUGCUGUAUAUGAAUUCGCUGUCAGAAGGCAUCAGAGUGACAUCCAUGGGGAAAGUGUGGGUAAUGACAGCUCACUGGGAUUUUUCCUCAAUGACCUUUCACAGAGGUUUUGAUAUCAAUGUCUUCCAUGGGGCCUUAUCUUUUGCCAUUCAUUCAAAUGAAGUGGGGACGUUUCCAGAUUUCCUUCAUCUCCUACAACCUAAUUCACAACAUGGGGAUGGUUUUAUCAAAAUCUUCUGGCAACAUGCAUUCAACUGCUUAUUUGAGGAUUCCAGCGAGGAGAUGAAUGAUACUUGCACAGGGCAAGAGAAGCUGGACAGUCUACCUGGGAUUUUUUUUGAAAUGAGGAUGACUGGCCAAAGCUACAGCAUUUACAACUCAGUUUACGCUAUUGCAUAUGCUUUACAUAAGAUAUACUCAUCUCGGGCCAAAAGCAGAGCAAUAGCAGACAAAAGUAGAACUUAUCUAUCAAAUCUGCAAUCUUGGCAGCUUCACCCUUUCCUGAGGAGUAUCUCAUUUAACAAUAGUGCUGGAGACAUGGUAUAUUUUAAUGAGAACGGCGAGCUGGCAGCAGAAUUGGAUAUUGUAAACUGGGUUACUUUCCCCAAUCAAUCUUUUUUAAGAGUGAAAGUAGGGAGGAUGGAUCCACAGGCUUUACAAGGCGGAGAGUUUAGCAUUAACGAGGAGGCCAUCACAUGGCACAACGGGUUUAAUCGGGUGAUGCCCCUUGCUGUGUGUAAUGAUAACUGUCAUCCUGGACACAACAAACAGAAGAGGGAGGGAGAACCAUUUUGUUGCUACGAUUGUCCUCCAUGCCCAUUUGGGAAGAUUUCAGACCAGAAGGACAUGGAUGAUUGUUUCAAAUGCCCAGAAGAUCAAUAUCCAAGUAAGAACAGAGAUCAGUGCCUUCCCAAAACUCUAAACUUCCUCUCUUUCACAGAACCUUUAGGAAUCACUUUGGUUUUCUUGGCACUGUUUUUUUCUCUGAUGACAUCUUUGGUGCUGGGAAUUUUCAUUAAGAAUCAAAACACGCCAAUUGUCAAAGCCAACAAUCGGAAUCUCACGUUCUCUCUGCUCCUUGCCCUUCUGCUCUGCUUCCUCUGCUCCUUGCUAUUCAUUGGCAAGCCUCAGACAAUGACCUGCUGUUUACGGCAAACAACAUUUGGUGUCGUCUUCUCAGCAGCUAUUUCUUGUGUGUUAGCAAAAACCAUCACCGUGGUUCUGGCAUUCAUGACCACCAAGCCAGGAAGCAGGAUAAAGAAAUGGUUGGGGAAAAGACUGGCAACCUCUAUUGUGCUUUGCUUUUCACUUAUUCAAGCCAGUAUUUGUGUUGUAUGGCUGUCUACAUCACCCCCAUUCUCUGAUUCUGACAUGGGCUCUCUGGCGGAAGAAAUCAUAAUGGAGUGCAAUGAAGGAUCAGUGAUUAUGUUUUAUGGCAUGCUAAGUUACCUGGGAUUCCUGUCAAUUGUCAGCUUCACUGUGGCUUUCCUAGUUAGGAAGCUACCUGGCAAUUUCAAUGAAGCCAAGUUCAUCACCUUCAGCAUGUUGGUCUUUUGCUGUGUCUGGUUGUCCUUUGUUCCAUCUUACCUGAGUACUAAGGGGAAAUAUAUGGUGGCUGCAGAGAUAUUUUCCAUAUUGGCCUCUAGCGCAGGAUUGCUGUGUUUUAUCUUUCCCCCCAAAUGCUACAUAAUUAUCCUGAGGCCUGAUUUAAACAGCAAGGACCAGAUUAUAAGAAGAACAUUCUAA